AAAAAAAAACAAUGGCCAUUCCAAUUCCAACUGUUUCCAUUGCCUUCAAAUGGUUUUCCAAAUCCAAUUUCAAGCUCAACUUCCCUCGCCUUCUCUUCAACCCCAAACCCACCUCCUCUAAUCCUCCUCCACCACCCCUCAAGGCGGCGCCACCGCUCGCCGAAGUCGCCUUUCACCACCUCGACGCUGAUGGAGAUGGCAAAAUCUCAUGCGACGAACUCCGAUCCUACUUUGCAUCCAUCGGAGAGUGUAUAACACGCGACGAUGUUCGUAGAGUGAUUCGAGACUUCGAUGGCAACGGCGACGAGCUACUGGAGCUUCAAGACUUUGCUCGCCUAAUGGAGGUCCAGGAGGAGGAGGAGGGAGAGGAUUUGAGAAGGGCUUUUGAAAUGUUUGAAGUUGAAAAGGGGUGCGGGUUCAUCGGACCGGAGGGAUUACAGAAGAUGUUUCGACGGUUGGGGUAUGUGAAAUCGAGCGACGAGUGCAUGGCAAUGAUCGACGUGUUUGACAUUAAUGGUGACGGUGUUAUCGAUUAUCGUGAAUUUCUCAGAAUGAUGGCAGGGCCUAAUUUAACAUGUGAAUAAAUCUCCUUUGAUUACUGUCGUGUAUCUGUCUUUUGUUUUUGUCAAUGUUAAUGAAAAGUACGCAUAUAUAUGUAAUAUACUUGAGUGAGGUGCUUGGAUUUGGCGUUGUUGUCUCUUAAUUAUGUCGGCAGACUGUAAAUUCUAUAAGCUUUUUCAUUUUUCCUGUUUUGAUAUUUUGAACUUUGUAAUAUUGAAACUGAAAAUAAGGGAACAAUACUUUAAGUA
This is a messenger RNA of Momordica charantia (bitter melon), 809 nucleotides long. Its product is annotated as putative calcium-binding protein CML41. Gene Ontology annotation, molecular function: calcium ion binding. NCBI's taxonomy places the organism in Eukaryota, Viridiplantae, Streptophyta, Magnoliopsida, Cucurbitales, Cucurbitaceae. The record is from RefSeq and is a predicted model, not a curated record.